UUGGGGUUGGUCCUGCUUUGAGCAGGGGGUAGGACUAGACACCUCCUGAGGUCCCUUCCAACCCUGAUGUUCUAUGAAGGCGCAAGUGGUUCUGGCAGACAGCUGAGCAGGUCACUCUUGGGAAUGAGUCCCACUGCUGUCCCAGGGUCGGUGUCCCCCGACAGCACCACUGGGGAGAGCGUGUGGAAACCACGACUCACACGCCAGAGGCCAAGUGUCUGUUGAUGCUCUGCUAGAAUGGCUGAAAGGACUCUAAUUUUAGCUUGAGCACUAAAACCACGGAAUACCUAACCAGUUGGAAGAAAACGAAGGCAUGGGCAGACAGCCUGACCCUUGCAGAUUCUGGAGUAACCUACGCUCUUAUACCUGCCUGUUGCUGUUCCCUUCUAUGUGAUUCUAGGGCUGAGGCAGUGUAUUGAGGACCAGAGCAGGAACUCUCAAUUGCUGGUGCAGGGCAGCCUGAUGAAAUCUUCAAUAGGGAUUGCUGUUUGAUACACCCUUCAUGCAUCCAGCUAGCCUCUUGUUGCAUUGGUCUCUAACUGCAGGGCUGCCGGCUGCUCUCCCCAGCCUUUCUCUGGAGCUUACUGUUCUCUACAACUCCCUGCUCUUUGCUGUUAGUGAGUCGGAUGGCCUCGUCGAGGGAGAAGCAGAAAGAAUCAACCAUGGGCUCAUUAGGGUGCUGGAGGCUUGUGGGGUGUCUGGGCAGGAUCUCAGCACUGAGGAGCUCUGGCAGAAAGUGCUGCAGGAUGUGACCACGGAAGAGCUGUGUGCACCUCUGCAUCGACUAGGCGCUCUGCAGGGGGCGGUAUGGCUGGCAGCAAACUGCCUGGGGAGUGUCACUGGUCUCUUCCGGCUCCUGAGUGACACCAAGGACCCUCUGCCUGCUGCCCACGGGGGUGAGAAUGAGCUCCUUGUACUUCUCAAGGCAUGGAGUGUGCCUGUUGAGGGAGACACGUCGCCACUCGUGGUGCAGAGCACCAAGGACUUGAAAGAGAUACUGUGGACCUCGGCUGCCUUCCUCCAAGGUUUGCAGGGCCUGGAGGCGGGAAAUCUCCCCACAGCUCUCUCCCUGCUCCAGGCAGCCGCAUCUGGGUUCUGCUCCAAGAGGGUCCUGGCCCAGAUCUACACCUCCAUCGGCUGCUGCACUCAGCAAAUGGGCAAGCCUCAGACGGCUCUUCAGCACUUGAAGCGGGCGCUGCAGGUGGAUUUCCAGUGCCUCUCUGCCCUGUCCCAGGCGGCGCUGGUGUACCGCCAGCUGGGGGAGACGGACGCAGAGUUGGAGGCCCUGGCUCUGCUGUACAAGGCUCUGGAGACCCCCGCUCAGGAGGCUGUCUCCAUCGAUCCUUGCUUUCUAAUCCGAACGGAGCUCCUUGUUCACACCCCAGCCCUGGCAUCCCUGUUCAGCCGCAGCCACCCAUCGGAAGUGAAGUACCUUCUGGCGCAACGAUGCCUCCAGGCUGGCAGGGUGGCUGAGGCAGUGGAGCAUUACCUGGAUCUUCUGGCUCUGCUGCAGGAGGGGCCGCAGCACCAGGUGCCCCUGCACGGCAGGUCAGCUCUGCCCAGGAUCCCGGAGGUGUUCCUGGAAGCUGCAUCCGCCCUCGAGCAGCUUGGGAGGCACCAGGACGCCAUAGCUGUGUGUGAGGAGAUCAUCAGUCGAACAGAUGACCUGAUCCCAGAGACACUGCGGAUCGAAUUGGACUCCAGUGCUGGAGGGGAGGCGCCAGGCAGGGCAGGCUCCCCUUCGCUUGGCAUCCCACCCCAGCAGAGAGAGAGCCUGCGCUGCAUCGUGUGGAGGGCGGCUGCGUAUCUGCACCAGGGCUGGGCUUGGGCCAGGCUGGGGGAGAGCAAGGAAGCCAUAACACGGUUUACCAGGUGCCUUAAUGUCCUCCUGAGAGUCCAGCUCGUGAGCGCAGCCAGCAUCCAUAGCAGUGAGGAGAUGGCAGAGGCCCUGCCAGAGGCAAAGGUGCUCCAGAAGAUCAGGUUGCUGGCUCUCCUCGGACGAGGCUCCCAGUUCCAGGAGCUGGGUCGGGACAAAGAAGCUUUGAUGAAUUUCCAGCACAGUUUGCAAGUUUGUCCAGGUGACCCUGCUGCCACCUCUCACCUGCUGCGAGCUUUAUGGAAGCUGAACCGAAGGCAGGAAGCUGCUGCUCUCUGGCAGAAGUUGCAUGCGGAUGCUGCUCCGGCAGACGGACAGCAGGAAGCACCGGGGAGGUGUGUAAGGUGCUUGAUGGCUGUGGCUAUUACUAGGCCUAGGCACGAGCUCCAGAGCUGCCAGGUUGAGGCCCUACCCGUUGUACCUGGUGUCGUGUCUAAAGCAGGUGAGCCUCCCACACGACGAAUCUCUUGCUGGGAGUCUGCAGGACUAUCUGAGGACCAGUGGCCAGGAUCCUUAGAGCCAUCCCCAUCUCCCUCCUUCUGCUAAAAUUUCCUUCCCUGCCGAGGGCGACAGGACAGCAUUAUGCUCUGAUGGUUUUCCCAGGACUCCAGCUUGCCCUUGGGCAGAAGAACUCUUCCUAGCCAAAGCACUGAAGCACAAUGAAGCUAUUUUUUGUAAUAAAAAGGACAUGGGAGUAGGCCACACCCCAGUGUGUUCGGCUUAUGCACACUCUU
Chelonoidis abingdonii (Abingdon island giant tortoise) is the source of this 2610-nucleotide messenger RNA. The record is from RefSeq and is a predicted model, not a curated record. NCBI's taxonomy places the organism in Eukaryota, Metazoa, Chordata, Testudines, Testudinidae.